UAUGACAGAUACCUAGCAUCUAGCAAAACAAUGGCAGCUGCUUACCUCGACCCAAAUUUGAAUCACACACCGAAUCCCAGUGCCAAGACUCACCUGGGUCCUGGCAUGGAGCGCUCCCCUGGUGCCGUGGAGCGAGUAUUGAAAGUCUUUCAUUACUUUGAAAGCAAUAGUGAGCCAACCACCUGGGCCAGUAUUAUCAAGCAUGGAGAUGCUACUGAUGUCAGGGGCAUCAUUCAGAAGAUAGUGGACAGUCACAAGGUAAAGCACAUGGCCUGCUAUGGAUUCUGCCUCAGUCACCUGCGGUCCGAGGAGGUUCACUGGCUCCACGUGGACAUGGGCGUCUCCAGCGUGAGGGAGAAGUAUGAGCUCGCCCACCCCCCAGAGGAGUGGAAGUAAGACGCAAACCUGCUUUGGACUGAUGCACAUCUGCUUUGUUGUCAUGUUAAAACAUGCGUAAGAGGAUAAAUGUGUAUUCUUAGUUUUCAUUAUGACGCCUGUACAAAAGAAAUUGGUUAGUCAUUGCAACCUGUAGACUUCUGUUCAGCCUCUGGC
Oryctolagus cuniculus (rabbit) is the source of this 552-nucleotide messenger RNA. The record is from RefSeq and is a predicted model, not a curated record. NCBI's taxonomy places the organism in Eukaryota, Metazoa, Chordata, Mammalia, Lagomorpha, Leporidae.